AUGUCGCUGUUGCUCUGCACGUGGAAUCUGGGAUGCAAAAACGCUAGUGACGCACCCAAAGACGGUGAUUAUGACUGGCUGGCAAAGAUCUUCAAAGAGAUGCCCGCGUGCGAUGUCGUGGCUUUGGGCAUCCAAGAGCUUCAUCCAAGUCUGCUGCCAAAACUGCUGCAAAAAGUCCAGCAGGCCUUGCAGACAGACUUUCAGGCAGUGACUGCCGAACACUGUGGCUCCUACCUGCCCUUAUUGCUUUUUCAACGAAACACCAGCAAGGUCGAGGUCGUGCCGUUGCACUUUACCUUUGACAAGCACCAGGUGUGCAGCAAGGGCUGUGUAGCAGCGCAGUUUCACUUCGGGGGCUUGCAGCUCUGUGUGGUGAACGCCCAUUUGGAGGCAGGGCAUAGCAAAGUCAACGCUCGAAAUCAGAUGAUGGCACAGAUUGCUUCCCAUUUCCCGACACCUGCUGGGUCCUUGCUGCUGCUUCUUGGAGCGCCUUGA
This is a messenger RNA of Durusdinium trenchii, 495 nucleotides long. The record is from the annotation of a GenBank genome assembly. Lineage: Eukaryota; Dinophyceae; Suessiales; Symbiodiniaceae.